Molecule: messenger RNA, 3316 nt
Organism: Cryptomeria japonica (Japanese cedar)
Lineage: Eukaryota; Viridiplantae; Streptophyta; Pinopsida; Cupressales; Cupressaceae
Product: U-box domain-containing protein 45
Exons: 7
Coding region: 578-2971 (797 amino acids)
Biological process (GO): cell surface receptor signaling pathway; protein ubiquitination
Cellular component (GO): nucleus; cytoplasm
Molecular function (GO): protein binding; ubiquitin-protein transferase activity
Source: RefSeq, a predicted model, not a curated record
UCUUUUUUAUUAAAGAUGGGAAGGCACGUCCAUUUGUAGGCUAUGUUUUAUUCUAGAAACGAGUGCCUGCCUACAUUUAGAUUUAGAUUUAGAGGGAAAAAAACAGGAGGCCCAAAAUAAUUCCCAUGUGCGUGUUUUAGCUAGCUCUUAAUUAGCUAAUAUCUCAAUGAUAUUAUCGAGGCAUUUCCAACUGGAAUUAGUUUACCUAUUUGCUGAUUGAAACCUUAAGCUUCAGCUUGAAUGCAUCAUAUUGGAGGAGUUUUGUUCUGAGACUAGGAGGUACCCGCUGCUUCAUCUAGCUUCUCAGAGAAUCCCAUGAACUUCUUCACAAAGUGGAAAGUUGUCAUAUGAAAGAGAAGGAAAGGGAUGGACAAUUUGUUGAUGAUGAUAUAUUUUCAACAAUAUGUGUGUAAAUCGUUUAUAAACAUUGCAAAUAUGCUGUGGACAAAUUCUUUCUUUCUUUUUGGCACAAAAAAAGUUUUCUUCAUCUUGGAGCCAACCUCAAUAUCUUAAAAUAGAAAGGGGUUUGAACACUUAUAAGAUCUGCACAACCUGUAUUUUUUGGUCCAGUGCUUUGAUGGAGAGAAUAGAAGCAGCUGUAGAGCAAAUCUUCUCAACUGCUAAUGAUGCAAAGCUACAUGGAGGAAUGUGUAGGCAACUUGCCAGGCUUGUUGGUAAAAUGAUGAAAAUCUUUCCUGCCAUAGAAGCAGCUCGUCCAAGGUGUAAGUCAGGCAUUCAGGCGUUAUGUGCAUUUCAUCUAGCACUUGAAAAGGCCAAAUCCCUUCUUCAGCAUUGUGGAGACUGCAGCAAAUUCUACUUGGCGAUAACAGGGGAUGCAGUUUUGGUCAAAUUUGAAAGGGUCAAAGAUGACUUGCUUCAGGGUUUGCAGCGUCUUGAAGUCAUUGUACCACAUACCUUAGCUUGGCAGAUUACUGAAAUUUUCAAGGAGCUUGAACAAGCAAAAUUUGCUCUUGAGCCUACAGAAAAAGAAAUUGGUGAUGAUCUUAUCACAUUACUGCAGCAGGACAAGGAUGCUAGUGGUCUAAAUGAUAUAUCAGAACUAGAAGCUUUCCAUCAAGCAGCUACAAGGCUAGGAAUAGUAUCUCCUAAAACAAUUUCAUUGGAGAAAAGAAGUUUGAGGAAGCAACUUGAUAAAUCCCGUUGUGAGGAUGAUAAGAGGAAAGAAUCAAUAAUUUCAUACCUCCUACAUCUUCUAAGAAAAUACAACAAGCUUUUCAGAAAUGAAUGUAUGGAUGAUGUCGAUUCUCAGUACUCUGAUCCAUGUUCUCCAUCAGUAAGAAAUUCUUUGGAGGAAGCUCAUGUUAGUGGCAGAAGGAGUGACCAGGAUGAUUCUAAAAUUCAGUCAUUCAAAUUGGUUGCCAAGGAAACUCUUAGAAGUUCCGUAGGAAUGUUGCCAGCAGUUCCUGAAGAAUUUAGAUGUCCAAUUUCCUUACAGUUAAUGUCUGACCCUGUGAUCAUUUGCUCUGGUCAAACAUAUGAAAGAGUAUGCAUAGAGAAGUGGUUCAGUGAAGGUCAUGAUACAUGUCCAAAAACACAGCAAAAAUUGUCGUAUCUUUCUGUCACUCCUAACUACUGUGUGAAGGGAUUAAUUGGCAGUUGGUGUGAGAAAAAUGGUAUCAGAGUUCCAGAACCACCUCCUCCACCUUCUUUGCCUCUGAUAUACUGGAGAUGGGACCAGUCAGAUUCCAUGAAAAGUGUUGCUGAUGGUCGGCUGAAAAGAGUCAAGGUUGGAUUAUCAGAAGAUGACCAGGUUGCAAAUUUUGACAAGGGAGAUGCUGUCAGUUUAUCAACUCCCACUUUAGAUCAUAACAUCUUCUCUGAGUCUGCAGUUUUCCCUAUAAAGGGCGAAUUGAUACAAAUCAGUGGUACAGAUCCUUCUCUGACUUAUGAUAUGGUUGAUGCUCAAAAUCUAGAAGAACAUAGUACUGAAAAGUAUGAAAGAUUGCUUGCCAACCUUAAUUCAUCAAGUUUAGAAGUACAGUGUGCAGCUGCAGAGGAAGUUGCGUUAUUGUGUAAGGAUGAUAGUGCUUGCUCUUAUAUGGGUGCCAAUCAUUUUAUUUCCGCUCUUGUGAAGUUCUUGCAGUCUUCUGUAGAUGUACUAGAUACAAAGGCUCAAGAAGUAGGAGCAUCGGCCCUUCUCAAAAUGACUUGGAACAAUAAUAGGAACAAGGCAUCAAUUCUAUCUUCAGGUGUAGUACCAUUGUUAUUGAAUCUUCUUGAUUCAAAAACAGCUGAAGCAGCAUUGGCAGUUUUGUUAGCCCUGUCCAGUUGGGAUGACAAUAAGGCAACCAUUGGUUCCUUGGGAGCUAUUCCUUGCCUAAUUAAACUACUAAGAUCAAACUCCUACCAGUGUAGACAAGAUGCUCUCAACACAUUAUAUCAUUUAUCCAUAAAUGCAGAAAAUCAGUCCAGAAUGGUGUCAGCAGAUGCUGUUUCCAAUAUUGUUCAUCUCCUUACUGUCUGUGAAGUCGAUUUCACAGAAAUAUGCAUCAGCAUCUUAUAUAACCUAGCUUCCAUUGAAGAUGGAAGAACAGCGAUUGCUGAUACCGAUGGUUGCAUUGUGACCAUAGCAGAGCUGCUUGACACAGGCACCCCUAAGGAACAAGAACAAUCUGUGGCUACCCUCUUGUUGCUAUGCACUAAGAGCUUUGACCAUUGUCAGUUAGUUUUAAGAGAAGGUGUGAUUCCCUCUUUAGUUACACUUUCUGUUACUGGGACUCCAUGGGGAAGGGACAAAGCACAGAAACUUCUACAGCAUUUUAGAGAGCAACGUCAACGAGAUGCUUCCUGGCUGUCUCCUCCUAAGACUGUAUGCAAUCCAGAAGAAUCCAUGAAUAGACAAGCCUCAUCUAAAGAAAAAAGAAAACUAUAUAAGUCAACUUCAAAAAAGAUUGGCCGAACUUUGAGUUUCUUUUGGAAAGCCAAGUCAUUUUCUCUGUACCAGUGUUAGCAUGUACUGCUAGUAGGGGCAGAAGCUAUUGUCAUUAUGGUUCAGUAUGAAUUUUGUCUUGGUCAGCUUCUUUGCCUCGUGGCUUCCUAAUAUGCUGUUUGUACCACCAGGAGAGAGAUCACUAUUUGUUGCAGCAAAAGUUGGCUUUGAAUCAUCAAGCAGGUUGAUGAUUCUUUACUUUUGUUCAAAUGUUUCAAUGAUUAAACAAAAAAUGCGGAGUCCCUGGAUCUUGCAAGCUUGUAUAGAGGUAAAAACAGAGAUGCACAGAUUAGUUUCUUCAGGGCAUACUUUUCUCCUUGGCCUGUAAACCUUGUAAAACAUAAAAUGAAAGUAAUUUUUGCCCAA